Molecule: messenger RNA, 1184 nt
Organism: Arabidopsis lyrata subsp. lyrata
Lineage: Eukaryota; Viridiplantae; Streptophyta; Magnoliopsida; Brassicales; Brassicaceae
Exons: 5
Coding region: 273-1100 (275 amino acids)
Source: RefSeq, a predicted model, not a curated record
CUCUUUCCUUUUGUUUGAUUUUCAUCUACUAUAUCUGUUUUUAAUUUGGAUAUUAGGGUUUUCUUGUCUGCCCUUACCUUUCUUUCGUCCCUCUGGCCAUCUUCCUCGGAAAUUCACUUUCAUUUCAUGUAAUUCGAUUCUCGUAAGAGUGUUUGUUUUUGUGAUGCCUGCCCUCGUGUUUUGAUCACAAAAUUGGUAGAAUAUCUCUGGUCUUUCGUAGAACAAAAGAUUCUUUCUUCUUUAAUAGUAGUAUUUUCGUUGUUGUGUGUGCUAUGAGUAGAGAUUCUAAAGGAAGAGCAUGGUAUGAUAAAAUUAAAAUCUACCGUAAAUCGGACAGUUUGGCUUCUCAGGGUAAGGUUUCUUUAGAAUCAAGUGAUUCUUCAGGAUUGGAUUCUGUAAAGGAUGAACCAGAGAAACUUACAGAGGAACAAAUGGAGGGAGAGCGUUUUAAGGAGAAGUUAUCAGACUCUGUUUUGAUUGAUGAGAAGCUUGAAGAGUACAGUGAUUGUGAUCAGACAGCAACCACUUCCCCUUGCCCCAAAGAUCCAGUAUCUUCUCAAUCUACUCACCGCUCCCCGGAAAGCUUUGUGACUGCAAUAACAUGUGAUGAUGAUACUUUUGUAUCUGUCUCUGGGAUUUCUAGGGGUGUUUCAAAUCUAAUCCCAUUCGCUACAGAGACUCAAGCUUCACCUGUUCAAGACAAAGUGGCAAGCACUAGAUCCUAUGGCAGCAACUCUAUGAAAGUUAAUAAUCAAGAUGAGUUCUUCAUUGAAGACUUCGAUGUUGGUCCAAUGGAUACCAUUGAUUUGUAUGACAUGACAUUUCGAGAAGACCCCUCAGAUUUUGACGACAAUUUGCUAUAUGCAACGCGUGACAGGACUAAGCAACUAAGAUCAUUCAAGAGAAAGAUAAUGGAUGCUAUAACUUCGAAAAGAAGAAGAGAGAAGGAAUAUGAGCAGCUUUCUAUAUGGUUCGGAGACGCAGACAUGGGUUGUGAUCUGGUAAACACUAAGGAACAUGCUACAACAUCUCUAGACUCCAAAAGCUCACAGUCAAAUGUGCCAUUUGUAUCACAAGAUUCUGAGUGGGAGCUUUUGUAAGAUAUAAAUGUCUUCUAUUUUGGUGAGACUCAUGUGAUACCAAUAUUUAGUUUGUAACUAAUAUGGAAAAAUUAAUUUCUUCUU